Molecule: messenger RNA, 1184 nt
Organism: Rhagoletis zephyria (snowberry fruit fly)
Lineage: Eukaryota; Metazoa; Arthropoda; Insecta; Diptera; Tephritidae
Source: RefSeq, a predicted model, not a curated record
AUGGUUCCACCCCCACCACCGCCACCACCAGCAGCACCCACCGGAGCUCAGACAGAGCCCUCUAAGAAUGGCCUCGAGCAGACGCCCAGUCCCGUUCGCCGAGACCACCUCGACGUGGCGAGUCUGUGCUCGGUGAUCAGCCAGUCGGAUGACUACUGGCACCGAGUGCUGAUGCUCUGUCGCCAGCGCAACCCGGGCCACUUUGCGCUGGACUUUCCCAGCAGCUCUUUUGCCAAGCUAGAGUACCUCGACUCGGGCACCUACAGUCACGUGAUGAAGGCCAUCGACCUGGAAAACGACCACACGCCGGUGGUGCUAAAGAUCAUCAAAGUGCUUCAACGUCAGACGAUGCACCGCCUGAGUGAGCUGAGCUUUAAGGGCUGCGAGCUGUACCAGGACGUCUACCAGGAGAUCGUCAUUCUCUACCUGCUCUCCAACCUGCACGAGACGGUGGUGGACACGGCCGGCUACGAGUACCAGUCGCACUCCUUUCCGCGCAUCUUCCGCACGCGCAUCGUCCACGGACCGAUUCCCAACUACUUCAUCAUCCGCCGCUUCGACGAGACCUUCCGCAAGGUGAAGGUGAUGGAGCACUUCGAGGACUCCUUCGGGCCGCCGCGUGAGCACCUGGUGACGGUGAUGAAGUUCGGCGGCGACUCCCUUUGGGACCGCAUUCAGGCGAACGCCAAGCCGGAGCCGAUGACGGUCGACCAGCUGAUCAGCGUCUGCUUUCAGGUGACCUUUGCGCUGGCGGUGGCCGAGGGCGUCUACCAAUUUGAGCACCGAGACCUGCACGUCUGCAACGUCCUGGUGAAGGCGACAAAGAAGAAGCUGGCCAUCUUUAAGUACCGCUCGGCGGAGUACACCGUCCUCACGUACGGCAUCAAGGCCUGCAUCAUCGACGCCACCUUCUCGCGCAUGGCCAUCGCCGGGCAGACCUUCUUCGUGGACCUCAGCUCGCGACUGAAGGGCGCCGCCUCCAAUGCCAACCCCGACGGUCAGGAGGUGGCCUACAAGAAGAUGUACCAGCUGGUGGGCGACCAGUGGAAGCAGUGGUACCCGCAGUCGAACAUCAUCUGGCUGAAGUACUUCUUCGAGGAGAUCCUCGCCAGUGACGCCUUCGCCAGCCACGCCACCGCCGACAAGACGGCCAUCCUCAAGGCGCUCAUCGAGCUGGUCGCCAA